Oncorhynchus masou masou (cherry salmon) is the source of this 4169-nucleotide messenger RNA. RefSeq names its product phosphatidylinositol 4-phosphate 5-kinase type-1 alpha-like. The coding region runs from base 1036 to 2769 and encodes 577 amino acids. The record is from RefSeq and is a predicted model, not a curated record. Gene Ontology annotation, biological process: phosphatidylinositol phosphate biosynthetic process. Lineage: Eukaryota; Metazoa; Chordata; Actinopteri; Salmoniformes; Salmonidae. Gene Ontology annotation, cellular component: plasma membrane. Gene Ontology annotation, molecular function: 1-phosphatidylinositol-4-phosphate 5-kinase activity. The transcript is spliced from 16 exons.
GGUGUUCCCGUUUAGCCAACGUUCUUUUGCCAUUUUCAGCCUUGGGUGAAUUUCGACUUGUUCUAUUGUCCAGCCUACCCCUGGUUCUGCCGAUUGCACUUUUAAGACAGUCCCAUAGCCGCAAGUGCAUAAUAUUCCCCCAUUGAAAGCCAACGUAAAGUCACUUUUUGAAAAUAAAGAUACCUUGCGCUAUACCAUCGAAAUUAAGAUAUCUCUAGGACCUUCAGUUGAAGAUGUUAGAUAUUCGGAGCUUGCUCGUCAAUACCACUAUCCAAACUGGAAACAACCCUACUGCGGUGAAUCUCGGCUGACAUUAGCUGGAAAACUACGCUAGGUUAGCGUAGCUGUUUGAAAAUGAUACCAACAAAGGUGAGAUGGUGUCGGCAAGAGCAACUAGCUAGUAAUUAUUGUAAUGAAACAGGUCGUUACAUUAUGUUGACUAAGUAAUACGUUACUUUUAAAUAUGUUAUUUGUUUAAAUAAUUAUUAGCUAGCAGUUGCUUUUACCGACACCAUGUCCCAUCCUUAGCUAGUUAGCCAUGUGAAAUAAGAUACAUUUUCAUUUGCUAGGAUUCAGGAAGCCAACGUGGCUUGCAGUUUGAACCAACUAAAGUUAGCUAGUAGCUGUAGCUACCUACGUGUCUCUGGAUAAGCGCGUCAGCCAAUUACUAAAAUGUAAUGUGAACGUUGGCUAGCAAUGACCAGCCAAGACCUGUGAAUCUAACAACACGUCAGUUUGUUAAUGUCAGGGGCGCUAUCUUGCUUGCAAGCUAACGUUAGCUAACUGUUUUCUUUUCAGCUGAGUAAGAAGGACCCAACCCCUCAGCUCAUCCCAGCAAAACAAGCAGAGAGUAAAGAGUGUGGGGUAUCCAGAAUUUUGCCCAGUCACUCGGUCCAGUUUAUUUGGCUUGAUCCUGGAUCAGAACUGUGUUGAAACGCACCAGAACAAUCGCUUCGACGAAAAUAACAACGUUAUACCUUGCGUUUUAGUCAGCUAGCUUGUUGAAGCUUAGCAAGAAAAGUGCACGAUUCAGAAAUGGCCACAGCCGGAACAGUUCAUUCAGGUCCAGCGAGUUCCACUGUAGGCUCAACUGGGACUCAGAAGAUAGCUUCUUUAGAGGUUCUAGGGUCCUCAGGCUCGUCUCAAACUAUAAAGAAGACUAUUGGCCACCGUGGGCUUGACUCCACUGGGGAGACCACCUACAAGAAGACUACAUCGUCUGCCCUGAAAGGUGCCAUCCAGUUGGGCAUCACACACACAGUGGGCAGCCUGAGCCAAAAACCUGAGAGAGAUGUACUCAUGCAGGACUUUGAAGUGGUGGAGAGCAUCUUUUUCCCCAGUGAGGGCAGUAACCUGACCCCAGCCCACCACUACAGUGACUUCAGGUUCAAGACCUACGCUCCCAUCGCCUUCCGCUACUUCAGGGAGAUGUUUGGUAUCCGACCAGACGAUUACCUGUACUCGCUGUGUAACGAGGAACUGAUUGAGCUGUCCAACUCUGGAGCCAGCGGAUCUCUGUUCUACGUCUCCAGCGAUGACGAGUUCAUCAUUAAGACUGUGCAGCACAAAGAGGCUGAGUUCUUACAGAAACUAUUGCCUGGCUACUUCAUGAACCUGAACCAGAACAAGAGAACCUUGCUGCCGAAGUUCUACGGUCUCUACUGCAUCCAGGCAGGAGGAAAGAACAUCCGCAUUGUUGUCAUGAACAACCUGCUCCCGCGCGCCGUGCGCAUGCACCUCAAGUACGACAUGAAGGGCUCCACCUAUAAGAGACGAGCCUCGGCCAAGGAGCGAGAAAGGGCUGUGCCCACGUUCAAGGAUCUGGACUUCAUCCAGGACCUUCCCGAUGGUCUUCUGUUGGAACCAGAAAAUUACAACGCCCUCAGCAAGACCAUCCAGAGAGACUGCCUGCUGCUACAGAGCUUUAAGAUCAUGGACUACAGCAUGCUGGUGGGAAUCCACAACCUGGAGCAGGCGGCCCGGGAGCGGGCUGGAGAAGAGGUGGCCGACCAGAGGCCCCCACCGUCUCAGGGCCAAAAGUCCCUCUACUGCACUGCCAUAGAGGCCAUCCAAGGAGAGGCGCACGGCAAGGGAGCAGUGGACACUGAUGACAACAUGGGAGGUAUUCCAGCACGCAAUUCCAAGGGCAAGAGGAUGCUGGUGUACAUUGGUAUAAUCGACAUUCUGCAGUCCUACAGGUUUGUGAAGAAGAUCGAGCACUCCUGGAAAGCUCUGGUCCACGAUGGGGAUACAGUGUCAGUGCACAGACCAGGUUUCUACGCUGACCGCUUUCAGAAAUUCAUGUGCAACACAGUCUUCAAGAAGAUUCCAUUGAAGACAUCCCCAUCAAAGAAGACCCGAGUGGGGACCCAGGGAGGCUUACGGAGGGCCAACACUGCAAGCUCCAGACCCUUUCCAUUCCCCCAGCCCAGCAGUAGCAGCAGUCUAGGAGUCCCAGAGACUGAGGGAGUCAGCGUGGUGCAGUCAGGAUGCCCUGACAUACCACCAAAUACCCCCACACAUGAUGUUGUCACCAGUAACUCUGAAAUAACCCUCUUCAAUUCCUUGUUGGGAAGCUCGAAGCUCGCUACCACAGCUCCCUCCGUCAGAUCUGUGGGAGAGGUCCAUGAGGCAGCCAGUACAGAGGACGCUAGCACCCCCAAAAGUUUUGAAGCCGUGACCUCAGUGUCGUCAGUUGAUGAGUGCAUCGGUGAAUGUGACGUCAUCUCACUCAGUGACAUAGUUCCUCAGACAAGCAGCUGUUAUUGAACAAUUUACUGUGAAAGACUGAAAUGGACUGUAAAUGUGAGGACAAUUAGGUCAAAGCAAAUCAAUGGAUGGGAUAAGUGUAAGAUGAAAAACUUUUUGAAGGCCUUAUGAAAGAGAAACAAUGGAAGGAUAAUGCGACAGAGGUAAAGGAGGGAAACAGAAAAAGACUAAGAGGGGUACAUUUGGAAUGCUACACACUCCAGAUGCUAUUAUGGGGACCAUACAUCCAAAAUCCAUUGAUGGGAUCCUUUUGUUUGAACUCUCCAAACCCUGCACGGGAUUAGGUAGUACUGUGUCAGUGCCUUUUCUAUUAGACCACAGUUGGUGGUGUAUUAGACAAGUACAUCUAAGUUGUAGUUGUUGUGCAUUGCAUCUCCGAACGGGUGCCUCUGUCAGGACCGGCACAUCUCUGAAACUAAGACUCCUAGUAUUGUUAUAGUCGAGGCAAUGGUAGACAUGCUACAUUAAUAAGUUGCCUUAUGUGAGAAGAGAAGAGGCUAAACAAGCCUUCACAACAGUGACCAAAUGGCGUCAAGACUGUUUCUCCCUUUUGUGAUUCAUUCAUCCUGCCUGUGAAUUGGAUUGCUGGAGAUCUUCCAUAUUGAGCUUUCCUGUACUAUACUAUCAUUGUUAUAUUGGUAUAUAUGAUUUUAUUCCAAACUGUGGCACUAUGACAGAAUGCCACUUGGUGUUCAGAAGUACUGUUUGAAGAUUUUUUAAUUAAAAAAAAAAUCUGUGACAUAUUUAGAUGUUUGGCCUUGCUCCACAAGCUCACUGUGAAUGUUACUACACACCCUGUAUGCUGGAAUGGCUAGAAUGUACAGUGUUUGGUAAACCCAUUAAGAAAGCAUUUUAGGGCAUGAAGCAAGCAGGGCCUAUAGUUUAUGUGUAAAGAUGGGUCUUAGCUAGUGCUUCGUGGCAUGAGACAGUUGAGCCUAGAGGGACUCAGUCUGGAAACAGUGUCCCCUUAUAGAACAACAUUUUACUAUGGAAAAGCACAUAUACAAGGAUCAACAAAUAGUUUCUGAACAGGAUUAUUUUUAGGGUAUGAAAGAAUACUUCUAAUGAUCCCCUAUACAUUUUUAUAACUCAUUCCACAACCAGAAUCAAUAUAGAAUGAUUUUACACUGUUAUAAUUCCUAUGUAUAAUCCCUACCUUUUCUAUAACAGGAAGCAGCCACAGCACUUCUGUAGGUGAUACUUGAGGGUUCAUGUGUGAAAUGUUGUCCCCUUUUUAGUUUUCCAUUGAUCCCCUAAUGACAAAGGUGUUAUUUUAAACAAAAUGACAGGUUCGGCCAUAGAGGAACACUGAACAAUAAUAUAAAUGCGACUUGUAAAGUGUUGGUCCCAUGUUUCAUGAGCUGAAAUAAAAGAUCCCUGAAAUUUUCCAUAUGCACAAA